Molecule: messenger RNA, 4293 nt
Organism: Physcomitrium patens
Lineage: Eukaryota; Viridiplantae; Streptophyta; Bryopsida; Funariales; Funariaceae
Product: glucosamine inositolphosphorylceramide transferase 1
Cellular component (GO): membrane
Molecular function (GO): glycosyltransferase activity
Source: RefSeq, a predicted model, not a curated record
CGGCACGCCCCGCUGCUGGGACAUUUGUAGCAGCUCAAAAGCUGCGUAGGAUUCGCUACCAGAACCAGCGGGAGGGGCGGAUGAUCCUCCCAUCAUUCUUUCUUUCCCACAUUUGGAUUGUUUUGUCUGUUUGUGGAGAUGUCGACCCCAGCCGCCGAAAUUUCUCGAGCAGCAUCGAUGUGGAUGCAGUCCUUUGGGGUCCGUUUUUUGCCUCCAGUGGCGGGUGCUGUUAAUAGAGGAGAGGGGAGUCGAGUCGAGCUCCGCCGACGGUGUAUGUGGAGAGAACUUGUAUACAUGCUAAAGUCUCGAUCCGCCAGCAAGUUGUCGUCAGUUCAUGCGUAAACAAGAGGAGAUUGUGAGUUUGUUAGUUUAACUGUUACCAGGAUCCACCUCUCGAAGUACUGGCGAAGGUCGUGUUGUGUGGAAGUCGGAAGCUUCGGGCCGACUGGGGUCGACCCUGCGAGGCAGUUGGGAGAGAGGACCUGGAGAAGGAGUUGUGGGCUAGUUCUUGGAGGUGGUUCCUCCAUCUCGUAGACGAUUUGCCGCCUGGCUUGCCCCUCAAGUCUCUCUGCCAGGUAUCAAGGUAACGGAGCCCUGCAGAAGUGUGUAACCAAGAGAAAAAGAGCGAGGGAUCAAGCGUGUGACGUUUGCUGGGACACUCUGCUAGUGCACCUCGACUUCUGAUAAUGGAGCUGUGUUUAUCAACUGAUUAUUAAGUUUUUUCUUUACUUUAUUGUCUUGGAGGGAGGUGCUUUGUUGCUGCUGCAAUCUUCCGAGGUUGCUUCUAAAGCAUGUCAGAGAUCUACAUUUCUGGGUUGCAACUUGGCGGAUGCCACAGUUCUAGUGAUUUCUCUGGCGUCGAAAAUCAUGAGGGUUUUUUGGCUCUAGCAGUUACUAUUCGGAAACUGGCAGCUACUGUCGGCGAAAAUGAAGUUGAGAACUAUUGGCAUUUUGAAGUGUGUGAUGUAUUUUUACGUGCAGGAACAAAGUGCUUCUUGUGUCGAGAUCACACCCAUUUUUCAUCUCUUAGCAGGACGAGAGGAGAGACGUUUCUUUGAGAGGUUUUUAAGGAUUUAGUUCGAACAGGGUAGACACCAACCUCGUUGAGAGCAAUAAUAAACGCCGACAAUCUGAAGCAACGUUCUCGUAACCCGCGUGUUGUAUCCUGUGUCACAACGCUCACUCACAACGUGUGCUUCAGGAAGAAUCCUGGAGCCGAUACCCUCAUGACCCGCUUCAGCUCCCAUUUCCCCACAGAUUACCGCCAAGUUGCUACGACCUUGAGUAGACCUCGCGAUAACAGGUCUUUCAGCAUGUCUGUCUAAGUUUAGCUGCUGGAGUGCCCCAAAGAACAGGGUUUCAUCUGGACUGCUGCCGAGAAUCGUGCAUUUCAUCGGCUGUCUUUGGAACUCAGGUGACUUUUCAUACAACAGAGGAACUUUGUCCACUGGCGGUAUUGGAUAUCCAAGAUGAUGCUACUUGGGCGCUGAGAACCAUAUCGUGCAGAACGAUUUGGAGGAAUAAUUUAUUGGCGGUGAAACUAGAUUGUAACAAUGAAGGCCACUGGAAGUCCACGAGCGGGAGCAGGACUCGACUGGUUCGAUACGAUGAAAAGCAAAUACCGAUGGCCCAGCUAUGGCAUGUGCACCAUGUGCCCCGACAAGCUCCCCCACCGUGCCUGUGGCCUCUCAUCAACCUACUUAUAUUACUUUCUGUCAAUCCUCUUCUUCUCGUUUGUAGGCGUUCUCUUUUCAUGGUUGGUGUUCUCCCCUUACAAAAGCCUUAGUGGUGCAGUAAUCGCUGGCUGCCAACCAGAUAACGAAGGCUCAUGGAGCAUCGGAUUAUAUCGUGGGAGCUCCCCUUUCUCUCUGCAGCCACUUGAAGCUACAAACAAAUGGGUCAACAAAACAUCGGCAUGGCCUAUUGCCAACCCAAUAUUCACAUGCGCGUCAGUGACGAGCAUGACGCGUCCCAGUAAUUUUGUUGCAGAUCCAUUUAUGUUCAUUAAGGGCUCUAAAAUGUACUUGUUCUUCGAAACAAAGAACAGUAUCACAAUGCAAGGAGAUAUUGGUGUGGCCGAAAGCUCAGACGAAGGGUUGACUUGGAGGUAUUUGGGCAUCGCUCUCGACGAAGAAUGGCAUUUGUCCUAUCCAUACGUCUUCGAGUAUGAAGGAGAGUUAUAUAUGAUGCCUGAAGGCAGCAGAAAUGGGGAUCUUCGUCUCUACAAGGCUACGGGAUUUCCUCUGCAGUGGGACUUCCACAAGACUUUGAUCCACCAGCCUUUGGUGGACGCGUCCAUGGUGAAAUACAGUGGACACUACUGGCUGUUUGCCUCCAAUUUCAAUCGCUUCAAUAGCCGCAAGAAUGGCCAAUUGGAGAUAUGGGUGGCGCCGUCCCCUCUUGGCCCUUGGAAAGAACAUACCAAGAAUCCCAUUAAGAAUGGGCCGAGCAGUGAGGGAGCCAGAAACGGCGGGGGUCCGUUUGUGCACGACGGCAAGCUAUACCGUCUCGGGCAGGACUGUGGAGGGACUUAUGGGCGCCGGUUGCGCGUCUUCCAUGUGGUCACAUUGACGAAGAACAGCUACCGCGAGGUUGAGGUGUCGCUCAAUUUGGAGCAGUCGAAGAAAGGUCGCCAUGCCUGGAACGGCAAGCGAUCUCACCAUAUGAACCUGCACCAGCUGCCUUCGGGUGAGUGGAUUGCGGUUGUGGACGGAGAUCGGGUUCCCUCGGGGUAUUUGUCGAUGCAAUAUGCCCUCGGAGGAGCUGCUCUUUUGCUUCUCCUGUCGAUGAGCGUUAUAGUGGGCUUAGUGACAGGCUAUGGUCGUUGUUUCUUGCCGCCUCUCUCGAUCAUGCUGAAUGGGAGCAAGCGAUCAAUCGAGACGUUGCUGCCUUGUGUGGUACGCCCCCAAUUGACAACCCGUCUCUACAGAGCAGUGAGCCGUUUGAACAGAACCGGCUCCUCCCUGCGCAAGAAACUCCCCUCGAACUCCUACCUGCAGUAUGUAUCUGGCCUCGUAUGCUUAGUUCUCAGUGUCUGCGCUGUUUGCGUAGUAGUGAACUCUUUCUUUGGUCGCAACGGCGCCCAAGAUCCUUACCCCGUUGAUGGCCACUACUCUCAGUUCACGAUGAUCGCCAUGACAUAUGACGCGCGUCUCUGGAACCUGCAGCUGUAUGUUAAACAUUACUCCCGCUGCGCAUCGGUUCGUGAGAUCGUCGUGGUGUGGAACAAAGGCAUUCCCCCGGACCCAGUGUUGGAUUUCGAUUCAGCCGUCCCGAUUCGAAUCCGUGUGGAGCCCGAAAAUUCGCUCAACAAUCGCUUCAAACCAGACCCUUUGAUCGCGACGAAGGCUGUUCUGGAGCUUGACGAUGAUAUCAUGAUGACCUGCGAUGAUAUUGAGCGGGGAUUCAGGGCGUGGAGGGAGAAUCCUGAUCGAAUGGUGGGAUAUUGUCCUCGUCUCAUUGAAGGCAAUCCUCUGCAAUACCGCAACGAGCGAUACGCGCGCUCUCAGUCGGGGUACAACAUGAUCCUCACGAGCGCCGCGUUUAUGGAUAGUGGAUUCGCGUUUUCCAAGUAUUGGAACGAGCGCGCGGCCAAGGGGCGCGCUGUGGUUGACGAGCUGUUCAACUGCGAGGAUAUCCUCAUGAAUUUCAUUCUUGCGAACCAGACGUCAGAGCGUGCGGUAGAGUACGUGCACCCUGCCUGGGCCGUGGAUACCUCCAAGAUUUCGACGUCGGCAAUCAGCAGAGACACGCAAGGGCAUUACGCUAAACGGACGCAAUGCUUGUCACGAUUUUCAGAGAUUUUUAGAGGCGCAUCACUGAAGAAGUGGGAUUUCUUGAGCCGGCAGGAUCAGUGGGAUAAUUGAUGACGUCACCAGUCAAUCUAGAGAUGAAUGCAGCUGUAAUCCGAUGUAAAAUCAUGUACACUGCGCUCACUGUGUAGAUUAUCAUUUGCGUUUGUAGUUUUAUAAACCCGACAGUUGGAUUAGGACAGUGACGCCAGUCUGUUGAACUGGGACGGUCACGCGAGAGAUAAAUAGCAUGUGCAGGCGGUGGGAUACCUGGAGCAACAGAAUUCAAUUACCGAAGCAGCAUCGUUAGGAGUGGAAACUGUAAACUACUGCGCGUUUCUCAACAUCUCAACCACAUUGAAGAUCUGCAACUCCUGUAUAGUGACAAUAGAUAGCCAGAUUACGCUGGCGUCAUAAUUCUCUUGCUCAUACGUUGGAAAGAUGUAUUUCAACUGGCUUGCAACAUUAAAAACAAACCACUUGGGUUGGGUGGAUAUUUCUA